Ixodes scapularis (black-legged tick) is the source of this 1563-nucleotide messenger RNA. RefSeq names its product sulfotransferase 1E1. Gene Ontology annotation, biological process: sulfation. NCBI's taxonomy places the organism in Eukaryota, Metazoa, Arthropoda, Arachnida, Ixodida, Ixodidae. The record is from RefSeq and is a predicted model, not a curated record. The coding region runs from base 5 to 1246 and encodes 413 amino acids. Gene Ontology annotation, cellular component: cytoplasm. The transcript has 2 exons. Gene Ontology annotation, molecular function: sulfotransferase activity.
GCAGAUGCGCCGUCUCCAUUUUUGUACGGCCGAGCUGGCCGGCAGUCCGAUUAAGAUAAAAUGUAGCCCUCCUUGCGAGCUCUUAUCUGAGACAACGCCGAAAAAGCCCAAGAUGUUGCUGUCGAAACGCGAUAGUGAAGCAGAAUGGACUCGUUGGCCGAGGUCACUUGGAGCCGUUGCCGGACCCAACGAUGUUCCUCUUCUGAAGCAAAAAACGAGCACCGAAAGCUUUCGUCGUGACUGCAGCGAAAUGUCUACGGCAGCCAAGUCCGAAGGAGUCGACGAUCAAGACAAGCUUGGAGUAACAUCGCCGUUCUACAAGGAAGUAGAUGGUAUCUACAUCAGCUCAUUCUUCAAAGAGGACAACCUCCGAUCGGCGUUCGCUUACAAACCACGGCCGGACGACGUCUUCGUCGCUUCCUACCCAAAGUGCGGCACCACCUGGAUGCAGUGCAUCGUCCACUGCAUCCUCAACGAUGCCGUGCUACCAGACAACUCCAUAGAUUUUAUGCUGGCGUCGCCUUUCAUCGACUUUACCGGCGCCGAAGGUCCGGAUAGAAUGUCUCGACCGGGGGCCAUCAAGACGCACCUCCCUUUCGACAAGGUACCGUACUCUCCUCAGGCAAAGUACAUCUACGUCACCAGGAAUCCUUACGACUGUUGCGUCUCGUACUACCAUCAUAUACUGAGUACACCUCUCAAUCGGCCCGAAGACAGGGACUUCGGACGGUUCCUCGAAAGAUUCAUGAGGGGUCGGGUAAAUUGGGGGGACUACUUUUACCACCUACUCUCCUGGUACGACCAUAGACACGACCCCAACGUCUUGUUCGUGACUUUCGAAGAGCUCAAGAGGGACACGUCUUCGGGGAUUCUCAAGGUCGCCGACUUCCUCGGAAAGUAUUACGGUUGUAAGUUGAGGCAGGAUGAAGCUCUGCUUCGGAGGAUACUCGAGGUAGUCGAGGUGCGGGAGAUGAGGAAGAUAUUUAAUGAUGACAUGUUAGGCAUGAUGUCACGGUUUUUGUCGCUGCCCCCCGAGAAGGCUCUACGCUCGCUUGAGGUUUGCAAGGCUCCGCUUGAUGCAGUUCAAGACGAGCGGAAGAAGGAAGAGUUUAUUCGAAAGGGCGUCGUCGGCGAUUACAAGCUUCACUUCACGACUGAUCAGGCAAGCAGAAUGAAGGACUGGAUCACUACUAAGACAAAGAAUAGUGACGUCAUGCUGUUGUGGAAAGAUAUUGACCUUCCGUGAUUGCGUUUUCAGCUAGGUACCCAGAGACAUUUAAGUCUGCGGGUACCUUUAAGUGCUUCAUUUCCAAACAUGGUGUCUGUACAGCGUGUGAUAUAGCUCAAAGGCGUAUCGGUCUGUGUUCAUUCAAUUGAUCUGCAUUUACUAUAAAAACAAAAUUAAGCGUUAUCUUGAUUCCUGUAGUGCUCUUUAGACGACGCGCACUCACUACAUUAAAACUGUAUGAAGUUAAUGUGUCUAAUACGCAUGACAUAACGAACGUUGGUGACGUAACACAAGUGUUUAUUUCAUAUAUACGAAUAAAGCAUAAAGCGAGCAUA